GAAGCAUCCCCGCCACCGCCAUUAUCGUAUCUUGCAAUUUGCAAAGUAUCAAAAUCAGAAUCACUGCCCCUCCGUCCUUCUUCUCUUCUCUUUGUUCGUUUCGUCUUUGAUCUUCAGCUUAACUCUACGUUUCUUCACAACAUGGCCACCGCUUCAGUGGCAUUUAAGUCGAGGGAGGAUCAUCGUAAACAGAUUGAGUUGGAGGAAGCACGUAAAGCAGGGCUUGCGCCAGCUGAGCUUGAUGAAGAUGGAAAGGAAAUCAAUCCCCACAUUCCCCAAUAUAUGUCAUCUGCACCUUGGUAUCUUAAUGCUGAGAGACCUAGUUUGAAACAUCAAAGGAAAUGGAAAUCUGAUCCCAAUUACACCAAAUCAUGGUACGAUAGAGGUGCUAAAAUCUUUCAGGCAGAGAAGUAUCGGAAAGGUGCAUGUGAGAACUGUGGAGCUAUGACGCAUGAUGCUAGGUCAUGCAUGGAAAGACCUCGGAAAAUGGGAGCAAAGUGGACAAACAAGUACAUUGCCCCUGAUGAGAAGAUAGAAGCCUUUGAGCUUGACUAUGAUGGCAAACGGGACAGAUGGAAUGGGUAUGAUGCAUCAACUUAUGCUCGUGUCAUUGAGAGGUAUGAAGCUAGAGAUGAAGCUCGAAAGAAGUACUUGAAGGAACAACAGCUGAAGAAAUUGGAAAAGAGCAACCAAAAUGGUGAGGAUGCCUCGAGUGAUGAGGAUGAAAAUGAAGAUGAUCUUAGGGUAGAUGAGGCAAAGGUUGAUGAGAGCAAACAAAUGGACUUUGCAAAGGUUGAGAAGCGUGUGCGUACAACAGGUGGUGGGAGUACUGGAACUGUGAGGAACCUACGUAUUCGAGAGGAUACUGCAAAAUAUCUUCUUAAUCUUGAUGUCGACUCUUCCCACUAUGAUCCCAAGACCAGGUCCAUGCGUGAAGAUCCUCUUCCAGAUGCAGAUCCAAAUGAAAAGUUUUAUUUGGGUGAUAACCAAUAUAGAAAUAGUGGUCAAGCUUUGGAGUUCAAGGAAUUAAACAUCCAUGCAUGGGAAGCAUUUGACAAGGGGCAAGAUGUUCACAUGCAAGCAGCUCCAUCCCAAGCUGAAUUGCUAUAUAAGAAUUUCAAGGUUAUGAAGGAGAAAUUGAAGUCUCAAACGAAGGAAACCAUUGUGGAGAAGUAUGGCAGUGCUGCCGAUGAGGACAAACUUCCGAGAGAACUUCUGCUGGGUCAGAGUGAGAGGCAAGUUGAGUAUGAUCGAGCUGGUAGAAUUAUUAAGGGACAGGAAGCAGCACUUCCCAGGAGCAAGUAUGAAGAAGAUGUUUACAUUAACAACCACACUACUGUUUGGGGCUCAUGGUGGAAGGAUCAUCAAUGGGGCUAUAAGUGCUGCAAGCAGACAAUACGCAAUAGCUAUUGCACUGGCGCUGCUGGCAUUGAGGCUGCUGAGGCUGCAAGUGAUCUUAUGAAAGCUAAUAUUGCUCGGAAGGAGGCUGUCGUAGAGGAUCCUACACCGGUGGAGGAGAAAAGGCUCGCAACAUGGGGAACAGAUGUCCCGGAUGACCUAGUUCUAGAUGAAAAAUUGCUUGCUGACGCACUCAAAAAGGAGGAUCAAAGAAAGAGAGAAGAGAAAGAUGAGAGGAAGCGUAAAUAUAAUGUUAGAUGGAAUGAUGAGGUUAGGGCAGAGGAUAUGGAGGCAUACAGGAUGAAGAAAGUACAUCCCGAUGAUCCAAUGAAGAAUUUCUUGCACUAAACUUGGAGGGAAAAAAAAAGGCCUGCUUCUCUUUCAUUACAAGUCCACAAGAGCCUUUAUGUUGUUUUCUUAUUGUUCAGAAUGGAUUAUCUGUUUGGCAUCCUUGUUCCGUUGGCCUGUAGUGAGAGAAAGAGAAGCAGGAGUGGAACUGUUUGUACAUAUGACCCUAAUGUAAACUGUGUUAUGUAGCUUUUAGAACACUAUUCCGUUUUAAUGAUUCUUUAUUUUGAUCCAGCUCUUCAUGGAUUAACU
Molecule: messenger RNA, 1998 nt
Organism: Gastrolobium bilobum
Lineage: Eukaryota; Viridiplantae; Streptophyta; Magnoliopsida; Fabales; Fabaceae
Product: pre-mRNA-splicing factor SLU7-A
Exons: 10
Coding region: 142-1746 (534 amino acids)
Biological process (GO): mRNA splicing, via spliceosome
Cellular component (GO): spliceosomal complex
Molecular function (GO): pre-mRNA 3'-splice site binding
Source: RefSeq, a predicted model, not a curated record